This is a messenger RNA of Xyrichtys novacula (pearly razorfish), 1827 nucleotides long. The record is from the annotation of a GenBank genome assembly. Lineage: Eukaryota; Metazoa; Chordata; Actinopteri; Labriformes; Labridae.
GGAGGCAGAGGAGGAUGUCCCACAGACUGACAUGUCAGAACAGUGUGAUUGCUGCUUUUGUUCGAACAAUUGAGUCCAAGUGAUUCAGAAUAAACCUAAUUGGACUGCAUGACUUUGGAGUCGAAAAACAAAAUCGAUCGGGUCUCUAUAUCCGAUCAAUUCACCAGCAUCUGUUCCAUUAUACAUGUUUUUGCACUUUUGGUGGGUCAUGCAGCAGGAGGAACUCCGUCUCGGCUAAAUGGCCACAUCAACGGGUCAUUGGGGAUCACACGGACGGCCAUUAGCCGGACAGCCCUUGAUAGGUGUGGAGAGCAUCAAAGGCACGCGUUUGCAAGACUCUCCAAUAUCCACUAAGAUAUGCACGAUAGGGAGGGGUUUGUAUGUGUGAUGGUGGUGCUGGGGGGUCAUUUUGUGUUUGUCAAGCAAAGUAUAAAAUCCUCGGGUACCCUCAGAGUUCACUAGAGCCGAGGACUUACUGGAGUCAACACUUCUCUGCUUUUGUUUGGAUCAGAAGGAUGGCAUACGGAUUGGAUUCUACUGACCUGAACAUGUUUUUCUCUUCUGAACAAUACUGGAGCACUUCCUACAACCUGGAUGAGGGCAACAACGACUAUUACGCACGGGUCUCCAACCCAGGUGAGUGUCAGGACAACCCAAUACAUUAUGUUGUUGUAAACUAGAGACAUUUUUCUAUUCAAAUCCAAGGCAAAAUGUAACAUUUGUUUAUUUCUCUCUCUACAGUGCAUCAAAUCGCUCCCCAGAGGAUGCGCCCUGAACCAAACCGUCGCCGAAAGCGCACCGCUUUUACCAAGGGGCAGCUGAGUGAGCUGGAGAGGGCUUUCUCUGUCACACAGUAUCCAGACAUUAAAACGAAGGAGACACUUGCUUCAAUAACUGGGCUACCGGAGUCAAAGAUUCAGGUAUGACAUUCUCUCCACACAUUAAAGAUAAUCAUCAAAACGUUCUGUGCGCAAUUUGACCGUAAAUGAUAUCCCCAUACUAGGCUUCAGGUUAAUAAUAUCUAUAUUUUUCGACAGGUUUGGUUUCAAAACCGACGUGCACGCCAUUUCAAGAGCAAGAAACCCAACAGAGAGGUGUCCAGACCCUUCACAGACCCCUUUCACCCUCCGUGCCCCCAGUUGCUCCCUCCUUUCUCACCUUUUGCCAGCUUACCGUCUCCACCAGGAUAUCCUGCUCCGAGUUUACCCGAAUCCACCAGGCUCUCAUCCAUCCUGGACCAUCAGACCAUGUCCAUGCCCACUGAGACUCUAUCCUCUCCCACAGCCCACCAAGCUACAGACUUCUCAGUUUUUCCCACUCGAGUCCCUCUGGAUCAGAACACAGAUUUCCCUCCCUUCUGCCACGAUGUGUUUACGCACGGUGAACUUUCUUCUUGGGAUCUGGCGGCAGACUUGGAGGCUUUCCUCGGAGACGCUCCAGAACCUCAGCCCGAAGGUACCCGCUGUGGUUCUGUUAGUCAGUCCGGAACCACAGAGGACACCCAGACCUCGCUGUACCGACAGAGCUUCUCCGGAUCUACCAACGAGUCCGUGGACGACCUGUCCGAUCUGUGCUUUCCGGAACAUGGCGACUUCAGCUUGACAGAUUUGGACAUUUCAGCAGCAAUGAUUGAUUAUAUUCUGAGCUGACCGACAAAAGCAAACAAUCAGUGAAUGUUAGGGGAAGAUUUGGUUAUUUAUAAGAAUGUUUGGUAAAUUGUAAUAUUGUCUCGGAAGGGGAAACUUCUCUUGGUUAAGCGGGGAUAAGUUAUUAACGCACUGUAAAGUAUGGCAUUAACAUUAAAAAGAAACAUCUAUUGAGAAAUAC